Molecule: messenger RNA, 591 nt
Organism: Trichoderma asperellum CBS 433.97
Lineage: Eukaryota; Fungi; Ascomycota; Sordariomycetes; Hypocreales; Hypocreaceae
Source: RefSeq, a predicted model, not a curated record
AUGGAAUUCCUUCUAGGCUAUCGCCGCCGGACAUCGGCCGACACUCGCAUCCUGCGCAUCGGCGACUAUGGACCCAUCCCUCCAGCUUCCGGUGCGCCAUGCCACCCUCCCCAGGCGCCGCGCACGCUGAUGGCUUGCCUCUACCAGCCGGGACCCUGGAAUCCGCGCCAGUGGAGCCUUGAGAAUAGAGUACCGCAGAUCACUCGACGUGAAUGGAUCCAUCCACGGCUAUCGCUGCUCGAGGACCGGCGACUGUGCUGGGACCAGCUCUGGGGCAAUGCCAUCACAGGCCAAGUUCAGUUUCACGGCACGAACAGAGCCGCCUCGCCGUGCCAUGCGGGCAGCCCCCCCAUUCAGCGACUUGCAAUUCCCUAUAACCCCUGGGCAAGUCCCGACACCACGCAUAUUGUGACUUGGAACCAUCCAUUCUUUUUCCACGCCCACUCAACAGCUCUCACCGGCUCUCACCAGCAUACCCAAACACAAAAUAUCAUCUUCUAUUCAGUGGUGUUUCUCAUUAUUACGUGCGCCAUCAUCAGCUUGUGCGAGUUCUGGAUUGAGCGCCAUUUGUUUAAAUCUCAGCACUCCUAG